This is a messenger RNA of Capsaspora owczarzaki ATCC 30864, 978 nucleotides long. RefSeq lists its product as hypothetical. The record is from RefSeq and is a predicted model, not a curated record. NCBI's taxonomy places the organism in Eukaryota, Filasterea, Ministeriida, Capsasporidae. The coding region runs from base 1 to 978 and encodes 325 amino acids. The transcript is spliced from 5 exons.
AUGCAGCAGCGGCAGCAGCAGCAGCAGCAACAGCAAGAGUUCUGGCCUUUUGCUGUUCUGCAGUGCGAGAUGCUCGAGUUUUUCACAAAAGCGAGCGAAACACUACAAGACGGCGCUGGCAACCGAGUCUUCCAGACAAGCCUGCCCUCAUGCUCCAUCACAGAGCUCCUUGAACUACUUGCAACAGUGCCGAUGGGGCUGCAGAGCGAGCGCCAGGGCAGCCUCGGCACAGCAACUCAACGCUGCCUUCCCAACCAACUGCUGCUGCAGCACAUCCACUGUGGCACACUUCACCCACAGCAAGAAUCCCGGUCCCUUUGCACCUCAACUAAGGACAACGUACACGUACGCAUCCACACGCGUCAAAGAAGAGAUCCCCUGUGCGGACUUCGAGCCCCAGUCGGUAGGAUUCGCGCCUGGCAACAACACCUCGCCUCUUCAAUCACGUCUGCUGCUCUCCUGCCUUGCUCUACCAUUGUGCCAACCCUCAAGAUGCUAUCUCUAACAGCAUGGCAAGCAGAUCCACUGCCAACUGGCGCAUUACCGUCCUGCUCACCGCCUGCUUCAGCGCCCCAUAAUUUCGCUGGCGGCAAAUUGAGAAUCCACAUCAACCGCGCCGCACUGCCAACACCCCGCCACCUGCCGCCUACGCUGCGCGUUUCUCGUCCGGACCCGUGCGCAUGCCCGUCUUUUGAUGGUGUGCUCGCCCCACUAUUUCCAGUCGCGCGCACAGCCGUCGCGUCAAGUUCGUCACUCAGCAGCAGUUCGCAAAGCUCCAAGCUCCUAAAUCUCUCCAAGCCUCGCAUUGACGCCUUUUUGAUUGAUGUCAAGCAUCUCCCCUUGCCGUUCGACGACACCACUGCACUGCAACUAUUGCUGUCCGAGUCGUGCUGCUCAUUCCUUGUCGAGCACAAUGCUAAUUCGGCGCAACGGCUCAAGACCGAGUUGCCCCGGACGCAAUUUCGCUCCACGCUCUAG